Solea senegalensis (Senegalese sole) is the source of this 1393-nucleotide messenger RNA. RefSeq names its product transmembrane protein 147 (gene tmem147). The transcript is spliced from 8 exons. Bases 109 to 786 code for a protein of 225 amino acids. The record is from RefSeq and is a predicted model, not a curated record. NCBI's taxonomy places the organism in Eukaryota, Metazoa, Chordata, Actinopteri, Pleuronectiformes, Soleidae.
GAAGUAUUUCGAGGUGGAGCAAGGCGCAUUUCCGAUUGUCACUCAACGGAAUUGUAUGAGUCUCUCGGCUUUUCUCAUACACAGAGCUGACUUCAGUGACCAGGCAUUAUGACCCUCUUUCACUUUGGAAACUGCUUUGCUCUGGCAUAUUUCCCUUACUUCAUAACAUAUAAGUGCAGUGGCUUAUCAGAGUACAAUGCCUUCUGGAGAUGUGUCCAAGCGGGUGCAACCUACCUCUUUGUCCAGCUAUGUAAGAUGCUGUUCUUAGCAACAUUUUUCCCCACUUGGGAAGGAGGAGCUGGAAUUUAUGACUUUGUAGGGGAAUUUAUGAAGGCUACAGUGGACCUGGCAGAUCUGCUGGGCCUCCAUCUUGUGAUGUCUCGUAAUGCUGGUAAAGGCGAGUAUAAGAUCAUGGUGGCUGCCAUGGGCUGGGCAACAGCAGAACUUGUCAUGUCCAGGUGUCUCCCUCUGUGGGUGGGAGCCAGAGGGAUCGAGUUUGACUGGAAGUACAUCCAGAUGAGCUUUGACUCCAACAUCAGUUUGGUCCAUUAUAUUGCCAUGGCGGCAGUGGUGUGGAUGUUUACACGAUAUGACCUUCCUAAGAGCUUCAGACUGCCGGUCACAGUGUUGUUGGCUCUUUGUGUCUACAAGGCCUUCCUUAUGGAGUUGUUUGUCCACAUCUUCCUGUUGGGCAGUUGGACAGUGUUAUUGGUCAAAGCUGUGUUGACUGGUGCCAUCUCUCUCUGCUCGCUGUUUCUCUUUGUCACUCUGGUCCACAGUAACUAAAUAGCGCGCGACAGCCUGGGAUAAGCCUUCAACAGUCUUUGUGGUCCAGAGUGGACUGUGGGUGGUCAUAGACCAGGAGUUGACCACUGAUACCAUAUCAGUCUUAGUUUUGUCAUGCAGUACUCAGGACUGCUAUAAAUGCUUGUUAUUUGAAAGUUGGACUAAUCUGAUGUACAGAAAGAAGACCUCGGUCAAGUCGACGAAGUAACCGGUUCUUCCAGUUGGUUUUGAACUGCCUGUUAAAUGGAGAACAAGCAUUUGGUGUCUAUUUUUGUGUCCUCUCAGUAAGCAGUUUUGGCUUGUUAAAAGGUGAAUUUUGUAUCUUAAUGACCACAAAUGAAAUUAGACUUCAUAAAUAACACUUUUUCUUAGUAUGUGUUGACAAAUGAGCCAGUGUACAUGCUUAGAAUAGAUGGUUGGUUGUGGAUGACCGUGAAAGUUCUUUAAUAGUCAGUUAUGUGUAUUGAUUUAUUUAUGUCUAAAUAAAUAAGAAGAAAGUUCAAAUUCAAUUGUAGAAUGAUUGUAAUAAUCAAGGAAAUUGUGUGAAAGAUUUUAAGUUGAACUCAAAAGCAUCAUCAAUUUCAAUAAAAGUAUGUUAAAGUGUAAA